AUGUCUGACUUGUCAUCUGGUGCUUUCCUCGAUCUCUUAACUUGUUUAGUCCAUAUUCUCCGUAUGGUUAAAAAUAAAAAUAAACGAGUGAACCAAGGCGACUCUGCACAAAACUCUUUUGAUAUUGAUAUGGCCGAAAAAAUCAAACGAGCGACUGAAAUGGUCAUAGAAAAAAUGGGAAUAUUUCUAGCGCUUGCUUCUGCUGCACGCUUUAAUUCAUAUUUUUAUACACGUCGCCAGUAUAUUUCACAAGAAUAUAAUGAACAUCCUGUUGCUCCAUUGCAUUUAUUAUCCAAAGUUGAGCAUCCCACCUCACUGAAACAAACACAUUUUUUGGUGCAACAUUUGAUUACGAAGUUCAAGGAGGUUUGGCUAUUGCCGUCCGCUUCACAACUUCUUUCCUCCGAAGACAUUAAAUCCAAUGGUGUACCUGAAUCUUUAUCGAAACGUCUCAGCAUGUUUGCUCUCAACCCACUUUCAUUACCGAUAGAGUCAGUUCUCUGCAACAGUCUGCCACUGGAAAUUGUAUCUGCUGUGGAACCUCCCAUACCCACGUCUGAAACCGAUUGUAGCCAAGCAAAAAGACGAUGUAUUAAAAAAUCCUCAAAUAAAACUCAGUCAGAAAAGCAUCGUACGAUAAGGGAAAAAAUUAUAUCUAUGAAGGAUUCUUUGAGUGUUGAUGCUUCUACAUACAAAAAAGAUAACCAGGUGCAGAGUGAUAAGGGAACUAGUUCCGGAAUUCAAUUAACGUCUCGCAAUUUCGUAAAGUGGUGUCCUGGAACCCAUUUUAUUCGUGUAUCAGAUCCAGAGGAGGAUGCAUCGGUCAAAAUGUUUUUAAAUAAACGUUAUAAGGUCAAAAUCGUGAAGAAGGAAAAAAUUGAUCAAACGAUUUAA
Molecule: messenger RNA, 894 nt
Organism: Heterobilharzia americana
Lineage: Eukaryota; Metazoa; Platyhelminthes; Trematoda; Strigeidida; Schistosomatidae
Source: the annotation of a GenBank genome assembly